UCGCAGUUGCUCCCUGUUUCGCAUUUCCGCGGGAUCCCUCACCGACCAGCAAAAAUCUCGCGUCGUAAAUCUCUCUCUGAUCUUACGGAGUAAUUCGAAACGAGGGAGUGGUGGUGAUACAAUUCGACCGGACUGCUGCUGAGAAAAAAAGAAACUGUUCGAUUUCUCAACUGGAUUUCUUUUCGGUGUUCUAUAGUCUUCGCGGUGCCUUUAGCGUCGCGGUGUUGACAGCGACGCUAAGAAAACGACCGAGGAACAUGAGGAGGAGCGUUCAUUUCUUCCCGUGUUAAUUCGAAAGAUGCACGUGUCACAGCUAUGAGCUUGUUACUAAAGUUUUAAUAGAUAAAAAAAAACAAAAAAUUAUUUGUUUACUUUUACGAAGAAAAAGAAAGAAAUAGAAAUCGGGAGAGAAAAAGAGGAGAAUAAAAAAGUAAGGAUAGUGUUGGUUCUUAGCGUCCCGACUCUCAUAAACUUCGUCGGCAUUCUCCCUCGGAGGGAGGGUAAUUUCGUGUCCGUCGGAGGGUCGACCCUCGGAGUAGCGCGGGGAUGCGCGCGAGGGUGUUUGUGCGGCGUGGAUAGGCGAGCCGGCAAUUUCGCGUGUGGCUCUCGAUAUCGAUUCUAGGAGGCCGCCGCCACCGUUGGAGUAAUCGAGUACCCCCUUCGUCGUCCUUCGGUCGGCAAAACGGCCGCUCGUUGACAUCGUCGUCGUUGAUACGCGGAGGGGGGGAUCGAUGAGAGGCAAAAAAAUCGAUCGAUCGGUUCGGGGAACCGCCGAUCGAACUCAUCUGUACUGUGCUGCCUGACGCGGAAAGGAUCUAUAUCGAUCUGAGAUUAAUCGCGCGGGAGAAGAUGCGGAUUGUAUCGGGAUAGAAACCUUGCACUACAAAAUUGUUAUAUUUUCCGGGGCACCGAAAUCUCUCGGUUAAGCCCUGGCCAGUCAUCAAUGAAGAGCCGGACAUGAAUUGGACAUCCGAACGGUCAUCAUUGGGAUUAUUAAUCAUCCUUCUUCUGAGAUGCGGUAUCAUAAGAUCGAUGACAGACGCGAAGGAGCCGAUUCUAUUAAAAGUUGUUGCUCCUCCGUCACACACGGCUUUGUCCGGCGACGUUACCGUAUUUAUCCUGGACUCAGCGGAAAUGGAAUCUUCUACAAUGUCCACAAGUACCAUGUCUAUAAACGGCAUAAAGAAAGACGAGAAAGAAGGAAUCGAUCCAAAGAAAGACGGAGUUAGCGCGGGUCACGAACCGCUUGUGCUUAGAGUACUGUACGUCGAUGGCCUCACGUCGGAAUUGAUCGGUAAUUUUCCUCUGGAUACCUUGCCGCAUAAGGGUGAGAAUAUUUCUGUGAUAAUACCUUGUGGUGUCUUCUCGCGUGGCGGAAUUUAUACACUACGACUUCAGUACAAGUUCUCAACCGUGGCUACCAGACACAACACUGCCAUUGCUGGGCUGCCCGAAAUUGAGAUGAGCAGUGCCUUAGACGUAAAGUGGCCAACCCCUUCUCUGCUUCUGGAAUCCCAACACUUCGGUACAUAUCCCAGUCAGCCGGUAAUAGCUACUAUAAAGUACAAUGGUAUUUCGUGUGUACCUGCCAACGGUGUUCCGGUGGCGGCUUAUAUUUUGCAACUCAUAUAUUGCGGCACCACCGCGGCAGCCUGCGAUCCACAGAACAACGGUCGCAUGCAAGUGCUCUAUUACGAAGAAAUAAAUGGUUUCACCUCGCCAAAGAUCGUCAAAUUGAAAUGUGAAUUUUUUGGACUGGCCGGAAAUUAUGCGCUCAGAUUAAAGGCCUCGGACGUUAAUCCAUCCGCCCCGACGACCAGCGCGUACAUUAAGGUGGAAUGGUCCGACGAGUUUAGCUUCAACGUCCACGCGAGAUCGGUCUACCCAUGCGAAGGAUCGGCGGGUAUACCGGUCCUCUUUCAAUAUCCCGCGUGCCGUCUUCAGGGCGAUCGCGUGCGGCUCUACGGCCGUCUUCGGGCGGACGUGAGUUCCCUGGCGCCGCCGUCCGCGUUGCACUACGUGGCGGAAUUGAAGGCGGCGCUUGGCAAACACUCCCUGAAUUUCGAUUGCGAUAUUUUCACUGAGAAGUUCAUCGAGUAUUGUUUCGUUUACGUGAGCCAGGCCAUCACCGGUGCGAUGGCGGAAGUGAAGCUCGCGUGUAUACCGACCUUCCCGCUUCUGGAAAACGACGCGGCCGGUUGGGGUCCUUGGAGCGCGUGGAGUCCUUGCAGCAGCUCCUGUGUGGGUGGCGUUCGCAAUCGAUAUCGAUUUUGCGACACGCCACCCCCGAAAUAUGGAGCGAAAUUCUGUCAGGGAAGAGCGGUCGAAACGGAAUCCUGCGGCGGUACCGGCAGGAUCAAUUUCCAGGAGGCGUGGAACACCGAAGGAUGGGAGUGCCGGCACGGAACAACAUUAGCUGCAGCGAGACCGGAAGUUACGGCUCAGGUCGGUGCACAAUGUCGGUGCGGUUGUAGUAUCAAUUUCGGAAAUAAAACCUUGAAUAAGAUACUGGCUGCAAAUACUCAAGCCUGUCCUGGUCGUUCCUUUUGGCUGCUGCAGGCAAAAUCGGAUUACGUAAUCCGACUACAUUUGGAUCAAACGCAGUUUCCCUGUCCGGGGCAAUAUUUCCGCGUUCGCGACGGUGACUCGCUGAGCGCGGAACUCUUAACGGAUAUCGCAUAUAAUAAGGGUGCACCCGCGACAGGAACAAUAUUUUCUUCAGGUCAAAGUUUGUUGCUUGAAUUCUCUAGCGACGAGCACACCGCUUCGGGCGAUUCCUGCGUGGGUGGCUUUUUGGGACACGCGAGCGUGUUUCAUAAACUGUACGAGAAUAAGACGGCGACUUCACUCCCUUCAGAAACAAAUUCUACCCUCACCGUUGAGCAAUGGAUCUUCUGGGGACCCGCGCAUUUGGCGACAGCAUCUCUUUUGAUACUCAUAUUCUUUAUAUCUAUUUUUCUAGCACUGCAAUUUGCACUGAAAUAUAGAAAGUACCAUAUCGCGGAGGACUUGGAUACUUUGAGCGAGAAUUCUGGAUGUAGCGAUAUGAUGAUGGGCCGAGCGAAGUCGAUGUCUUCUACGACGUUAAUUUCGGAAGUCGUGUCUCUAGUGGGACUACCAAAGAAGUGCACACCAAGACUUUCGAAACGUAAAUUAGCAUCUUGCGCGCUGGAGGAUGGUUACGAUAGUUCGGAAACUUUGGCGGAGUAUGAAGACGAAACUAGCUUGAGUUCGACUACCUUGAAGUUGCGAGAUAACGAGGAAAGCUGUGCGGAAAAAAGCGUGAUACCGAAUAAGUUGCACGAUGAUGAACCACCGGCGACAGUAUCGGCAAUUAUGGCAAUUGGCCAACCGGAAGUUAAAUAUGCCCAACCAGUCAAAUUGCGUACUCUAGGAUCUGUCAGUCCCGCGGACAAGUUGACGUCGGGCAAUACGACGAGAUGUUCAAGCACAGCGAGCAUUACAGAGAGUCCGCACAUCGCAAGACUUCAUCGUUACACGUCUAAUACUUUGCAGUCUAGGGAUUCGUCGAUGAACAGCCCACUAUCGGGCGUGUCUACGUUACGCAGCGGUAAGGAGACGAAGGACCGUCGAAAUCGCGAGCGGCUGCUGCAAGGACCGGGCUCGGAGUUCAGUCUGACAAAUCCAGAGACGGAUAUGGAGCUCGAUUAUUACGAUUACAACGUCGCGAACGCCGGCGCCGCGCCGGGCUCGUACUUAGGUAUGGAUCCAGCUUUUCUCCUAUGGAUACCUCCGUUGUCGAUGUCCGAGGAUUCUCAAGAUCCGUCUGCGGAUCAUCCGGAUUGUUUUCAAGGCACGUCGACGAGCUCGGCGUUGUAUCGACUGCCGGAGAGUACCGAGGGCGCGACUCUGACCCCGGCCGAGUAUCGGCGUAUGCGACAUCAGAUCGCAUCUGGCGUCGAGGAGACUAGACCGAGUCUCGAGCAGCAACGCCAGGAUUCGACGUCCUCGUCAUCGUCGAAGAAUGAUUCAUCGUCGGGCGCUAGCGUUCUGUCCGACGACAGCAUCAGCGAAAGCAGGACCGCCAGGUUGAACGAACGGCUGUUGCCGAUCCAUCGGAUCCUGGAGGACUCCAGGACUCGGGUCAGCGAGGAGUCUCUAUGCAGUCAGCUUGCGAUCGAAAGGACGCAAUGCACCAUUCCCAAUCGCCUUCACAGCGUUAAAUCCGAUCUCUCUCAGGAGCAAAACGUUUCGAAAAGCGAUCGGCAGGACAGCCAUGUAAAUAUCGUCGACAGCGUCGUGGCGAAAUCGGAAGACAAAUCAGAGAAAUCGAGACAGACCCCUAAGAGACAUUCCGAAGAUGCGGUACUUCAUCACAGUACUUCAAAGUCCUACGCGAAUCAAAGGGCGAAGGAUAGUACUCAGGGAGACAAGAAGAAUCGCGGUUCCAAAAACGAGAAUACGUCCAAGUUCUCCGGCAAGUCGACGAGCUCGAAGACUCAAGGACACGCGGACGGCAAGGACAGGGGUCUUCAGAGUGUCAGGAACGAGCCUAGUUCGGACAUCGUUUUGACAAACCUGAAUGUAACGAGCGGCCCUUGCAAGUAUCGAGACUUUACGCAAUUCACGCAACCACGUGAGAUCAAUAAACUGUCGGACUGCACUAAUAUCCCGAUGAUUGAGCUCUCGGGACCGCGCUUAAAUUCACCGGCGACGGCACGGAGACUGACGACGGACAACCUGAACAUCAGUCUGUCCAAGAAAGAAAUUCAGAGCCCGGAUUACGGGGUCGAGAGUGACAUGAAGACGGAAUCGCGCGACUCCUUCUACGAUCUGAUCCGCGAGAAUGAGGACGGCAUCAAGUUUGCGGACGACGACGAUGAGUAUAUUGAUAACCGAGCAAAUCUGUGAAAUCUAUGUUGUAAUUGCUAUAUAUGGAGCGCAAUAAAGAUUAUUGCUAUUUUACGGUUGAGAAAA
Messenger RNA from Solenopsis invicta (red fire ant), 4938 nucleotides. RefSeq lists its product as uncharacterized. NCBI's taxonomy places the organism in Eukaryota, Metazoa, Arthropoda, Insecta, Hymenoptera, Formicidae. Gene Ontology annotation, cellular component: cell periphery. The record is from RefSeq and is a predicted model, not a curated record. The transcript has 15 exons. The coding region runs from base 958 to 4872 and encodes 1304 amino acids.